AGAAGCACAGCUGCACGCAUCAUACGUGAUUUGGAUGUGAAUUGCCAUUCAAUAGACAUGGCUAGCAGGUCUAUCUAUAUAAACCAUCGCCGAACAGACAGCAAAGUUUAGUCGGUCGAUCGUUUCAAUCGUGAAUAUAGGCUUCUCGACGGUGUUCUUCUGUGGAUGACGAGGAACUAUGACACUUUCAUGACGUUACCCCAGCAAGGACGAUUGCACGACGCUGAGGAGAUAAAUGUGACGCCACGGUAUACUUUGGAUAAUGAUAUAACCGAUUGUCGUUGUUCCCUGAAGAGCUUACGUUGAAUCGCACGCCAGGCGAGAUGUGGAUGUACGUUACCUUCCUAUUUGUUAUCUACGCCCUGUACACGUUGUGGGACUACGUGAGAAUCUACAGAUUUGUCUUCACCCUUAAUGGACCGAAAACCGUGCCUAUACUGGGCAACGCGAACGCUCUUCUCGAGAAAAACUUAAUGCAGAGGUUCGCGAACGAAAAGUCAGAUUACGGUCGCAUUUUCCGGAUAUGGGUGAUAUUCUUGCCGUAUGUCGUGCUAAUAGAACCGGAGGACAUCCAGGUAGUGCUCAGCAGCAUGAAGCACACACGCAAGGUAGGCUUCUACAGGCUGCUCAAUAAUUUCAUUGGCAAGGGUCUCAUCUCGCUGGAGGUCGACAAGUGGAAGGUGCACCGGAAAAUCUUGCAACCGGCGUUUCAUCUUCACGUACUCAAGAGUUUCAUAGCGACGUUCAGCGAGUGCGCCGAUCAUCUAGUCAACAAGCUGCUCGAGAGGAAUGGCGAGGAAGUGAAUCUCACAGUGUUCAUUAACAAUUCCGUCUACGACAUAUUGCUCGAGACCAUAUUGGGUAUAUCAGCAAGUCGAGGAGACAAUAACAGCAAGGCCGAUAUGCCGUUCGGAAAAGGCCAAUUUAUGGCGAUACAAAGAUUCGUGCGGCCGUGGCUGCUGAUCAACUGGAUCUACCGAUUGACGGAGGCCGGUAAAAUGGAGCAGCAGCAACAGAAGAAUCUCAUCAACUUCUGCUGCAGGAAGAUGAAGGAGAAACAGGAGUUUCUUCAGAAGAAUAGUUCCUUGAUAGUCGAAGAUGAGUCGGAUGCGCCGAUCAAGAAGAUAACCUUGCUCGAAUACAUGAUUAAGAUCAACGAGAAGAAUCCUUCCUUCAUCGAGCAGGACAUCAUUGAGGAAUGCUGCACCUUCAUGUUAGCCGGCAUGGAGUCUGUCAGCACCAGUACCGCGUUGACGCUCUUUCUGUUAGCGCUCAACCGCAAUUGGCAAGAGAGAUGUAUCGCCGAAUUGGACGAGAUCUUUGGGGACGACAGGAGAUCGCCCACCAUGCAGGAUUUGAAGGAGAUGAAGUGUCUGGAAAUGUGCAUCAAGGAGUCGUUGAGACUGUAUCCCAGUGUGCCGCUUUUCGCCAGGGUACUUGGAGAAGAUGUGAGAAUAGGGAAGCAAAUAAUACCAGCCGGUUGCGGUAUAUUUAUACUGCCGUAUUCCACGCAUCGCUUGCCUAAUCAUUUUCCCGAUCCCCAUGACUUCAAACCGGAACGCUUCAGUCCCGAGAACUCGAAAGGAAGACAUCCUUAUGCUUAUUUGCCUUUCAGCGCCGGACCUCGGGACUGUAUCGGACAAAAGUUCGCCAUACUCGAAAUGAAAUCGAUCAUCAGCGCUAUAUUGAGGAGGUGUCGACUGGAAUCGAUAUGCGGGAAGGAAGAAGUGAUACCCAAGUUUCGAAUGACAAUUAGAGUACAUGGUGGACUCUGGGUCAAAGUAAAACCGCGCGAUGAAUGCAACUAUUAGCGAAACGCAGCUAUUAGCUUGAUGAGCCAACUAUAAUUUUGCGCCCUGUAAAUAGAUAAUAAUUAUAUUGUACAUUGAGAGGAAUAAAA
Molecule: messenger RNA, 1900 nt
Organism: Harpegnathos saltator (Jerdon's jumping ant)
Lineage: Eukaryota; Metazoa; Arthropoda; Insecta; Hymenoptera; Formicidae
Gene: Cyp4aa1
Product: Probable cytochrome P450 4aa1
Exons: 8
Coding region: 324-1811 (495 amino acids)
Molecular function (GO): heme binding; oxidoreductase activity, acting on paired donors, with incorporation or reduction of molecular oxygen; monooxygenase activity
Source: RefSeq, a predicted model, not a curated record